Messenger RNA from Zygosaccharomyces rouxii, 318 nucleotides. RefSeq names its product Tim12p (gene TIM12). The record is from RefSeq and is a predicted model, not a curated record. Gene Ontology annotation, biological process: protein insertion into mitochondrial inner membrane. The coding region runs from base 1 to 318 and encodes 105 amino acids. Lineage: Eukaryota; Fungi; Ascomycota; Saccharomycetes; Saccharomycetales; Saccharomycetaceae. The transcript has a single exon. Gene Ontology annotation, cellular component: mitochondrial inner membrane.
AUGUCGUAUCUUUUAAACCCAUUUGCUGGACAAGAAGUCAAUUCAGAAAGGUUAGACAUUGCCCAGGUCCAAUUUGAUGCAAUGAACCAUACUUUUAACAACAUUCUAUAUUCAUGUCUCGAAAAAUGUAUUCCACACGAAGGUUAUGGUGAAGGUGAACUGAAUAAAGGUGAAAUGAGCUGCAUCGAUAGAUGCGUUGCGAAGAUCCACUUUUCAAACCGACUGAUCGGUGCAUACGUACAGACUCAAGGUUUUGGGCCUGUGACGCAUUUACCACAUUAUGAAAAGAUCAAGAAAGACAUGGCAAAUGACGAGUAA